AGAUACUCCGGUGGCCUUCCUCCCGAGCAGACGAAAGGAGAGUGUUUCCAGGCGGUGCCCAGCGCGGGGAGCAGCUGUGGUUUCAGGGCGUUCCCGCGGAGUGGCGGCCGUGAUUUGAGGAGCCGUGAAUGCAGAAUGCUGGGCUCAGCCCCACUCCGAGCCUCCGGGCUCUGGGGGGCCUGGCCGUGGCGGCCCUUAUCUCCACUGUCUGGCUCUGGUGGCGGCUUGGGGCAGCCCCCGGGGGAGCCCCGGUCCCACAGCCCACGACCACCAUCCUCGUCUGGCACUGGCCAUUUGCCAGCCAGCCCCCAGAGCUGCCCGGGGACACCUGCACCAGGUACGGGGUGGCCCGCUGCCGCCUGACCGCCAACCGCAGCCUGCUGGCCGGCGCUGACGCCGUGGUCUUCCACCACCGAGAGCUGCAGACCCAGCAGGCCCGCCUGCCCCUGGCUGAGCGGCCGCGGGGCCAACCCUGGGUGUGGGCCUCCAUGGAGUCGCCCAGCCACACCCGUGGCCUCGGCCGCCUCCGAGGGGUCUUCAACUGGGUGCUGAGCUACCGGCGUGACUCGGAUAUCUUCGUGCCCUACGGCCGCCUGGAGCCCCGUGAGGGGCCCGCGCCUCCGCUGCCGGCCAAGCGCGGGAUGGCCGCCUGGGUGGUCAGCAACUUCCAGAAGCGGCAGCGGCGCGUGCAGCUGUACCGGCAGCUGGCACCGCACCUGCGGGUGGACGUGUUCGGCCGCGCGGCCGGGCAGCCCUUGUGCGCCGACUGCCUUCUGCGCGCCAUGGCCGGCUACCGCUUCUACCUGUCCUUCGAGAACUCCGAGCACCGGGACUACAUCACCGAGAAGUUCUGGCGCAACGCGCUGUUGGCCGGCGCCGUGCCCGUGGUGUUGGGCCCACCGAGGGCCGCCUACGAGGCUGUCGCCCCACCCGAUGCCUUUGUGCACGUGGACGACUUCGGCUCGGCCCGCGAGCUGGCCGCCUUCCUCACCAGCAUGAACGAGAGCUGCUAUCUGCGCUACUUCGCGUGGCGAGACCGGUUCCGCGUGCGGUUGUUCAGCGACUGGCGAGAGCGCUUCUGUGCCAUCUGUGCCCGGUUCCCCCAGCUGCCCCGUGGCCAGGUCUACCAGGACCUUGAGGGCUGGUUCCAAGCCUGAGCUCUGCCCGUGGAGGGAGGAAGGGGCGGGUGGCUGGGGAGCUGGACAUGUGGGUAGAGGGGUGGGUGUUGAAAUCAAACCACGCAUCCGACCCUACGGCUGGGCGGAUGCAGAGGCUGGGGUGGGGGGCUGGGAAGCAGGGCUCAUCUGGGCAGCCUGCCUGGAGGAGGAGGCU
This is a messenger RNA of Bubalus bubalis (water buffalo), 1332 nucleotides long. RefSeq names its product fucosyltransferase 7 (gene FUT7). The coding region runs from base 129 to 1157 and encodes 342 amino acids. Gene Ontology annotation, cellular component: membrane. The transcript is spliced from 2 exons. The record is from RefSeq and is a predicted model, not a curated record. Lineage: Eukaryota; Metazoa; Chordata; Mammalia; Artiodactyla; Bovidae. Gene Ontology annotation, molecular function: alpha-(1->3)-fucosyltransferase activity.